This is a messenger RNA of Calliphora vicina (urban bluebottle blowfly), 6870 nucleotides long. RefSeq names its product protein bicaudal D (gene BicD). Gene Ontology annotation, molecular function: cytoskeletal adaptor activity; dynein complex binding. Bases 1084 to 3459 code for a protein of 791 amino acids. The record is from RefSeq and is a predicted model, not a curated record. Lineage: Eukaryota; Metazoa; Arthropoda; Insecta; Diptera; Calliphoridae. The transcript has 9 exons.
UCACUCACUCACGUAGAGAAGAGACGUGACUGUGAGGAAAAAAGUUAAAUUGUUUCGUUUGCUGAAGAAAAAACAAGAUUUCUUGAAAGAAAUAAUUAAUUUGCCAGUAAAAACUAUAAAUUUUUAAACAGUAUUUAAUUUUAGUUAUGCUUUGAAAACAACAAUUUGGUUGCAAAAAAACAUAGUAGUGGAAAAUUAGUCAGUAAAUCUAAUGAAUGUGUGUGUGCAAAAUUAUUAACAAAAAAAAAGAAAGUGUGUUGGUUGAAGAAAAAAUCAGUGUAGUGUAAAAAUUCGAAAAACGAAUAAAAUUGUGAGGAAAUCGUGAUGUCACUACUACUGCUGCUUCAAUAAAAACAAAAGGAACAAGCGGAAGAGAGCGCUUAAUUAAACAAAAACGAGAGAGUGUGGAAAAAAGAAACAAACACCAAAGAGAAUUCGUCUCUUUUGUACUCAAAAUUGAUGUAAAGAGAAAAACAAACGAAAAAUACACAACAAUACAACAAUUAACAAGAAUUUAAAGAAAAUACGUCCAAAAAAGCAAAAAAUAUUUAAUGAAACAUUAUUAAAAAAGUGAAAUUUUAACAAAUUUUAUCGUAUAAAAACCCUCCAAUUAUAACAACGAGUAAAAAACAACUACAAAAAUACAGCCAAGAUAUAAAAAUAGCAAAAAAAAAAUAAACUUCACUAUUCCGCCCACAAUACAGAAAAAGUUUAAAUAAAAAGUGGCCAACACUUCUAAAGAGUUUAAAUUUAAAAAAAUUAAAAUUUUAUUAAAAACAAAUCUCACAGUCCAUCCUUCCCUUUGAUUUCUGAACCCGUCCAUCAACAACAAAAUUUUUGAACAAAAAGAGGAAUAGAAAUAAAUUCCGAUAUAAAAGAAACCAACCACCCUCUCAACAUUCUGUAUUAUUUAAUUUUGUUCUUGUGUUCUUGUCCAUCUACGCCAAAACAAACACGAGAAAACAAACUCCAGAAUUGUUCCAAAACACACACGCUCAGAUACACAAGUCCUGUCAACAGAAAAGCAGAAAAAGAAGAAAAAACAACAAACCGUAGCUGUAACAAGCAGCAGUCUUUGCCAACAUGUCUUUGGAAUCAGGUGCUGGUGGCGGCGUCAGCGGUUCGGCCGCUACACCAAAAUCCUUUGAUGAACUAAACAUGGAAGUUGAACGUUUGACACGUGAACUCGAUCAGGCCACCAGUGAACGUGCUCAAUCCGCCCAAUACGGUCUCUCAUUGUUGGAGGAAAAAUCCAGUCUCGAACUGAGACUCGAAGAAUUGGAAACAUUGUACGACAAUGCAAAACAUGAAUUGGAUAUAACACAUGAAGCUCUUACCAAAUAUCAAACCUCACAAAAAGUUACAACAAAAACUGGCAUAGAACAGGAGGAGACUCUGCUAAAUGAAUCGGCAGCUAGAGAAACUUCACUCAAUCUGCAAAUACUGGAUUUGGAAAAUGAAGUUAAACAGUUGCGCCAUGAAUUGGAACGUGUGCGCAAUGAACGCGAUCGUAUGCUGCAGGAAAACUCCGAUAUCGGCCGCGAUAAGUCCGAUAAUGAGGCUGAGAAACUACGUCUUAAAGCUGAGCUUAAAGAACUCAAGUUUCGUGAAACUCGUAUGCUUACGGAAUACUCAGAGUUGGAAGAAGAAAACAUAUCGUUACAAAAGCAAGUCUCAAGUUUAAGAAGUUCACAGGUUGAAUUUGAAGGUGCCAAACAUGAGAUAAGACGUCUAACCGAAGAAUUGGAAUUGUUAAAUCAACAAGUCGAUGAAUUAACAAAUCUAAAAAAGAUUGCUGAAAAGCAAAUGGAAGAAGCUCUGGAAGCUUUGCAGGGAGAACGCGAAACAAAAUAUGCUCUCAAAAAAGAACUGGACAGUCACUUAAAUCGCGAGUCUAUGUAUCACAUCACCAACAUGGCAUACAACAUACGCGGCACAAUAUGCGAUGACAACACGAGCACCAACAGCGAUGGCGAAGAAGACAACCUGGCCCUGAAACGUUUCGAGGCCAACUUGUCAACUGAACUCAAAUCUCCCGAUGGCACCAAAUGUGAUCUCUUCUCAGAAAUUCAUUUGAACGAACUGAAAAAGCUGGAAAAACAAUUGGAGUCUAUGGAAAAUGAAAAGACCCAUUUAACGGCCAAUUUGCGUGAAGCUCAAACGAAUUUGGAUAAAUCACAAAAUGAAUUGCAAAACUUUAUGGCCCGCCUAGCAGUGUUAGCAGCCCAUGUGGAAGCUUUGAUGCAAUUGAAGAAACAAUACGAUCACAAAGAAUUCUCACAAGAGGCUAUAAAACAAAAACAGAACGAGGAUAAUCUUAAGCAGCAGCUGCGUGAUACUUUAACUCAAUUUGGCAAUUGGUUCUCUUUGUCGUCGAAGGAGAUUGAUGGUCUCAAGACUGAUUUGAAUGAGUUGCAAAAGGGUUUGAACUAUACCGAUGCUAUGACUUCGUUGCGCAACGAAAUUACCAGUUUGAAAAACAAAUUAAUGAACACCGAACAGAAGUCUUUGGAUCUGCAAAGUGAUGUUCAAACUCUCACAAAUAUUUCACAAAAUGCUGGACAAAGUUUGGGCUCGGCUCGUUCCACAUUGGUAGCUUUAAGCGACGACUUGGCACAGCUUUAUCAUUUGGUGUGUACGGUUAAUGGUGAGAUGCCAACCCGAGUGUUGUUGGAUCAUAAGACCGAUGAUAUGAGCUUUGAAAAUGAUUCUCUCACUGCUAUACAAUCACAAUUCAAAUCGGAUGUCUUUAUAUCAAGACCUCAAAUUGUAGAAGAUUUGCAAGGUCUUGCGGAUUCGGUGGAAAUUAAAAAAUACGUUGACACCGUAUCGGAUCAAAUUAAAUAUCUUAAAACUGCCGUUGAACACACCAUUGAGCUUAAUAAGAAUAAAGUUCGCGGAGAUGUUACAGAAUCCGACAAAUAUAAUCGUGAAGAAGUUGAAGAACUUCAAGAACAAAUUAUUAAACUCAAGAGUCUGUUGUCCACAAAACGUGAGCAAAUUGCCACCUUGCGCACAGUGCUCAAAUCCAAUAAACAAACAGCCGAAGUUGCACUUACCAAUCUCAAGUCGAAAUAUGAAAAUGAGAAGAUGGUCGUAAGUGAAACCAUGUCUAAAUUGAGAAAUGAAUUAAAGAUUCUCAAAGAAGAUGCUGCUACAUUCUCAAGUUUACGUGCAAUGUUCGCUGCUCGUUGCGAAGAAUACGUUACACAAGUUGACGAUCUUAAUCGUCAAUUGGAGGCUGCCGAAGAAGAGAAGAAGACUCUUAAUCAGUUGCUACGCUUGGCCGUACAACAGAAGUUAAAUUUAACCCAAAAACUGGAAGAAAUUGAAAUGGAUCGUGAGAUGCGUACCGCACGUCGCUCAAUGCCACCACCACGAGGCACAGGCGGAAAAUCAUCGUUCUCAUCACGACCAUCGACAAGAAAUCAACCGAACAAUAAUCAAAAUCCCUUCUAACAUAAAAUAAGCGUGCAGCGUAAACUUUUAGCUUUAGUUUACACCCUACUUAAGUUAUAAAUUGUUUAAAACAGAAAACAAAAAAACAAAACACAUAUACACACACACACACUUACAGAUUUCAAAGAAAACCAGCAACCUACGUAGAAAAAUGAUUGAAAUCUUUAGUUAUUUUAUACUUUCUUAUUAGAAUUAAUAUUCCUUAACUUAAUUUUGGGUAUUUUAUUUUACUUUUUUCUUCAUUUAAAAUUUUCUUCUGUUUGAACACGGUAAUGGGUAUUAAAAACAAAUGUUAUUAUUUUUAAUUAAAUAUUUAAAAAAAAAAAACACAAAAAACUCGAAACAAAAUCAUUGUUAAUUGAGUAAAAAAAAUUAAAUAUUCAUGUAUUACUAACAUGUUAAACUAUACAGUACUAUUUUUUCGGUUUUUUCGUCUACUAUACUUACUAGUUUUUAUUAUUAUUUUUUUCUUAUUUUCUUUUUAAACUUAAUACAUAAAUAAUUUCCUCUUCCUUUCAUUUUCUCGAAAGAAAUGAAAAUCUAAAGUAAAUCUUUAAAGAAAACUAUUUUAUAACUUUAAUUAUAUAAACAAAUAUUUAUGUGUAUUUAUAUUUAUAUGUAUUAAUUAUUAUACAAGUUUGAUAUUGUUAAAAUAACAAGAUAAACAUCAACAACAACAACCACAAAACAAAAAAAACAAUUAUUUUGAAAAAUAAUACGGUUUGUUACUUACACACUACACACGUCCAUUUAAUACAAUUGAAAACUAAAAACAAAAAUCAAUCUAUCAUCAUUCACAUCCAAAAACAAACAAAAAAAAGAAAUAAUGCAAACUUUCUUAAAGAACUAUUUGUAUUCAUUAUUUCCUUUAUACAAAAACGUAAGAAAUUAAAAGAAAAAAGUCAUUAUUAUUUGAACUGUUCUAGUUGUGCCAGCAAUACACCUGUACAAAUUAGAACAGAUUUGACUAUAAUUAUUAAAUUUAAUAUUGUUAAAUUAUUUUCUGUUAAAUUUUAUUCAAAAGAAAUUGAUUAAAUUGUAUUUAGUUAAAUGUUUAAAUAAAUUGUAAUAAAUUCAUUUAAUUUGUUUGUUUCCUUUUCUUUCUUUUUUUUUUGUAACGUACAAUAAUUAUGAGUUUUCUUUUGGUAAAAUAUAUAAAAUUUGUGUUAAUUUUCAGUUUCCUUUGAAAUUAAAUCAUAACACUUGAAAAAACGCUGUACGCAAAAGUUAAACAAAAUGAAAUUAAAACAAAAAAUAAAAUAUUUUUUAAAUGAUCUAACAAAAAUAAAAACAAAUUAAAGAAAAAUUACAUUUUUUGGUGUUUUUUGAUAUAUAAAUUUUAGAGAAAAAAAAUAAAACAAAAACAUAUUUUUAUUAAAUAGAAAAAAUAAAAAAUAAACAAAAAUAACAUGGUAUAAGAUUUACAUUAAAAUUACAUAUUGGUCACUUUUUACAAAACUAAAGUAAAGUGUAGUUACAACAGAAACAUUAAAUUUUUAAUAAAAUAAAAAGCUAAUCUGUGUUAAAAAACAAAAUUCAAUGGUUAAUAAUUUAAAUUUCUUUAUUUAUCGACGAUUACUAAACAUCACCAAUUAAGAUUGAGUAAAUUGAUAUGAAAAUGCUUUGGGUUAAAGGUCAAUCAAUAACAUUUGAAGUGAUAAAAACAGAAAACAGUUCCCGUUAUUUUAAAAUACAUUGAACAUAAAAUUUUGCAGUAGUUAGGGACAGAUUUCACCUAAAUUAACUUAUGAUCAUUAUUUUGAAUAAAGCAAUUCAGUUAGAUCAUCUGCACAAUCACAACAACCAUACGUAUUAUCUAUGUUGUUGUUGUGAUUGUGCAAAAGUUCGUGAUUUGAAUUAUUUGCAAAGGGUUAAAAAUUCAAAAUACCCUAUUAUUGUACCUUUAUGUUUAAAAACCUGUAGAAUAUCAAACGUGAGUGCAUAGUUUUCUUCAAACGGGAACAAAUUUUAAGAAGUAAAAGAACCAAUUUAACAAAUCGACAAAUCGUAUAUAAUCCUAAUAUCAUUAAAGAUUGCGUACAACUAUAUAAAGUUGCGUCAAAACCAAAAAUCGAACAGAAAUGCAAAGCAUUAGAUUUGUAUUUUACAAUAAACAUACAGCCCAAUUAUGAAUAAUAAUUCCCCGGGAGUUUUCUCCCUUUUAUCAUUUUUCCUAUUCAAAUUCAAUGGGAAAAAAACUCCCUGGGAACAAAAUUCCGCGAAAUUUUUUAUUCAUAAUUGUGCUGAUAAUCACCUCUAUCGGCAAUAACAUGUGAAAUUUAUGGUCCCAUGAAAUAUCCAUUUCCCUCGAAGGGAAAAUUGCUAUCGUGAUAUUCCCCUGAACUUUUCAUUCACAAUAGUUGAUUUUGUUCGCAACAGCUGUUUAUUGUUUACAAAAUUCCAUCUAAAAAUUUCACAACAUGGGGAAUUUUUUCACGUGAACAAAAUUUAUGAAUGAAAAAUGGGAAAAGGGAACAAUAGAGUGAAAAUGAAUGAAAAUUCAUCAAUAGAAUGAUGAUUUCUAUUGAAUGAUAGAAUGAAUGAAAAUAGGAUGAAUGGAAAUGAAUAGAAUGAAAAUGAAUCAAUGAAUGAAAAUAAAAAGAAAAUCUACCUUUUAACACAGAUUAGUUUUAUAUAGUUAUACACGUUAAAUAAAUAGUUGAACUUAUAAAUUAUACCAAUUUUAUUUACAUAUAAAUUUAAAAUUCAAAACAAAAAUAAAAUCUUAGCAAAAAUUAUAAAUUAACCACAAAAAUAAAACAUUUUAGAGCAACAACAGAAGUAUCAGUAGCAAAAGAAUUUAAGUUGAAAUUCACUAAAUGGAAAAAGCAUCAACUUAUUUCCAACAAUGGCAAUAUUUAAAAUAUUAUAUAACAAAUGAAUACAAAAAUUAUAUUUUUCAAUGAAAAUAAAAUGUUAUAACGUUUUAUGAAAACUAUUAAAUUUACUUAUUGGAAAUUUAUUAUAGUACUUUUAUUUUUAUUAAACAUGGCUUUAAUUAAAACAAAUUAUGGUUAUAACAGGUAUAACAAAUAUACGUAUAUGGGUUUUACACAAAACUUUGAAUUGUUUAAGAAAACAUCACUAAUUCAAAGUCUUAUUUUUGAAUUUUCAACAUUUCAGGUUUACAAGUUUAUAUAAUUUUUAUUUUCUUUUUAAAUAUUAGUAUUUUUCUUCUUUAAUUUCCACAAAAUUUAUAAUUUAAUGCAGCUUUUUAAUCCUGGUCAUUUAUUCCUGCAGUGACGUUAACAAAUGUGCUUUAAUUCCUUAACUUUAUAUUUUUAACUUUAUUUUAUUAAUUUAUACUUUAGCUUUUAAGUUAAUUAUUUAUAAAGUAGCAAAUAAUAAAUUUAUAACAAAUAUGUAGUUUAAAUGAAAUUAAUAAAAAAAAAGAAAUAUUUAUAAAAAUAA